This is a messenger RNA of Trypanosoma cruzi, 408 nucleotides long. RefSeq names its product elongation factor 1-gamma (EF-1-gamma), putative. The record is from RefSeq and is a predicted model, not a curated record. The coding region runs from base 1 to 408 and encodes 135 amino acids. NCBI's taxonomy places the organism in Eukaryota, Euglenozoa, Kinetoplastea, Trypanosomatida, Trypanosomatidae. Gene Ontology annotation, cellular component: cytoplasm; nucleus. Gene Ontology annotation, biological process: translational elongation. Gene Ontology annotation, molecular function: translation elongation factor activity. The transcript has a single exon.
AUGACAGUCGCUGUGCUCUCGGCACACAUCCACACACAUUUCCUUGUCUCUCUGUGGGAGCUGGACGCGUUGAAGGUCGAUUACAGCCACACGGACACCCGCACGGUUGCUGCGCCGUACUUCUUCCAGCACUGCGAUGCCGCCGGCCACACGACGUUGUGGUGCCACAAAAAGUACAAGGACAACAAGCUGCAGUGCAUGACGGCCAGCCUGAUCCGCGUGUGGUUGCAGCGCAUGGAGCACGUGCGCCAGUACGCGUUGGGUGUUGCGCUCAUGAUUGUAGAGGAGAGGCGGCACGACAUUGUGGUGCUGUUUGUCUUGCGCGGCCGCGGCAUGCCGGCGAUUGUGAGGACACGGAGCUGUUUGACUGAGGGGAGGUGGACGUUGCGGCUCAGCGGGAACGCAUGA